AUGUCAUCAUUUUUCCCAUUCCUUACUGCUGAUGAUUUUAAUAAAUCGCAUUCACUUGUUCAUGAACUUUUAAAACAUGGAAAAUUCCAUGCAGCUUCUGCUGUUAUGAAAGAGUUAUAUAAAAAGAAUGAUAAAAGUUGGGUUAUUUCAUUAUUAAUUAAUCUUUGUAAUGGUGCUGUUCCAUCAACAUGGAAUGCAACAGAAGAUAUUCCAUCUGUAUUUCAUUUAGCAUGGCUUUCAUUUUUAUUGUAUAAAUCAUUUAAAGAUAGUUCAGAGAAAUCUGAUGAAUCACUUUUUACUUUAGACCUUGUUGGAGUUGAAAAAAAAAUACAUUUUGGUAUUCUUCUUGUGGAUGCAAUUUUCCCUAUUACAGAUAUUCCUGAAGAUAGAAAACGAUAUUUUACUUCAUUUUAUGCAAUUGUUAAUGACCCUUCAGUUGCUCAUUUAGGACAAGAAGAAGUUCAAUUCCUUUGUGAAGGACUUCAAAAGAAUCCUGUUCACUUUGGAUUAUUAUGUCAAGAAUUAGUAAAAUUAGUAAAUGAAAAUGAUUUAGUAACAGCAAAUGUGUUGAUAGCAUAUUUAGAUACAUUUAAUAGUUUACUUUCUCAGGAAGAUUAUAAUACAUUAUAUCAAGUUUUAAGAGUUUUAAUUAAUGUUAAUGAACGUUAUGAUAAAACAUUUGACUCAUUAUUUACAUUAUUCUUAAAUAACUCAGAAUUUUGUUUUAACCAAACACCUAAACUAAAUUUCACAAGUAUUCUUCAAUCACUAUUCUUAUCUGGAAGUCAUUUCUUUUAUCAUUUCUUAGAAUUAUAUAGAACUCAAUGUUCUAGUUUUUCUAAAACAUUAUUUACUAAUCCUGUUUUAACUGAUUCUACUUCAAAUUUAUAUAAUGACCAAUCUAUAUUUUGGAAAUUAUAUUAUAAAAGUACUGUUUAUAAUAAUGAGCAUGUGUUAUUAACUCCAUAUAAAACAGCUCUUGAUGCUAUUGAUGAAGUUGCAAGAAAACAUACAUUAGCAGAAAGUGAUUCAGAAAUAAUUCAAAGACAUAUGAAUAUUCUUGGACAUUAUUUUAAUAGACUAGUCCCAGUUUUAAUUCUUGAAAUUGCUGAGAAAUAUCCAAGAAAUUUAAAGAUUAUUGAGUUAUUAAUUUCAUUGUCUAAAGAAAAUACAAGUAAUGACAAAUUAAAUGGAUGGAAUACAUUAUCAUCUGAAAAAAUUAAAGUCUUAAAGUUUCAUUUAAUUCUUUGUAAUAAAUUAACUGAAAUGAAUGUUCAAACAAUACAUCCAAUGUUAUUAUUAGUUGGUAAAUAUUCAUUACCAUAUAUUAUGUUACAUCAUACUGGAGUGUUAGAACAUUUAGAUGAAUUAUUACAAUUAAUUGAAGAAAAUGAUGCUUAUAAAUCAAUAUUUAGUAAUGAUUAUGCUAUGUUAAAAUGUAUUAAAUAUGUUAAUGACCUUCAUAAUUCUUUUUCAAAUUCAUUAGGAGAAACUUCAACGUUAUUACGUUCUACUUUUGGAGAGGUAUUACAUUCAUUAAAUGAAAAACAACAAAUAAGUUUUGUUCAACUUGUAUUAUAUGAAAUUUUCCAAAGUCAGCCAAAUGUAGAAAGUGUAAGAACAGUUUUAUCUUAUAAUUCUAGUGUUAUAAGUCAAGAAUUUUCUAAACAAAUGAAAUUUUUACUUCAUAGAUUAAAUACUUUAUCAUCUCUUCCAUUUGUUGAAGAUCCAUUAACACUAUUUCUUAGUGACUCAGACACUCUUCUUAGUCUUUCAUUAUCUCGUCAUAUCCCAAUUCCAUUGGAUAUUCUUGAUCCACCAGCAAGUCAAUCGUUAAUUACUUAUUCACAAAUGAAUACACUUCUUCAAAAAGGGCUUCCAGCAAAAGAAUUUAUUGAAGCACUUCUUGCAGUUCCAAAUGCUACAAAAGUAGAUCAAUUAGCAAUGUUAUUAGAAGCGAUUCAUACUUAUCCACAAGAAAAUUCAAUAGAAUUUUUUGCUGAAUGUGAAAAGUUUAUUGAUGAAAAUACACCUAAAGAAUUAACUGAUGUUCAUCAAUUAUUUAAAAAGAUUUAUACAUCAGGAUAUACACUUACUUCAUAUACUAGAUUACUACUUAGUGAAGAUCCACAUUAUACAUUUGAAAAUAUUAAUAUAUUAAAAGAAGCAUCAAAUAGAUUAAAACAAUUAUUUGAUAAUUCUGGUAAUGUAGAAAUUAAAGCUGAAGAAAAAGAAUUAAAAGAGAUUCAAACAUUAUUAUUCCAAGCACCUGUUUAUGAUAAAACUAUAAAAUUUGUAGAAUAUUUAUUAAAACUAAAUCAUCACAUGCAAGAAUAUUGGGAAUUAUGGAAUUGUAAAUCAACAUGUGCCAUUCAAUUAAUCCAAACAAUUUCACCACAACAAAUUGUUGAUUAUUUGUUCUUUGAAAAACAUGAAAUAGGUGCAGCAAAAGAAAUGUGUGAAUUAUUUAGAAUUGAUUUAUUUGGAUCAAUUGUUUAUUCAAUUCUUAUUGAAAAAACAAGAAAAUUAGAUUCAUUUACACAAACAUUAUUACAUGAUAUGGGAAGAGAUGAUCUUGCUAUUGUAUUUGCACUAUUCUCUGUUGAUCCAACUAAUUUUAAAAUACCAGUUUUUGACAUUGAAAUUAUUAAUUCAUUACCAGAGACAUUAAGACAAUUUGUUGAAAUGAAAUUAACUCAAUAUAGAGAACUUGAAAGUGCAUUCAAUCCAGGAAAUGGAGAAUUUAAUGUUAGUUUUAAUUUAUAUUCAAUGGAAGCAUUUAAAGUAUUAUUAGAUCCAAGUGUAGGAGGAAAUGAAAAAUUCCAUGAUACCAUGGCAAAUUAUUAUCUUAGUAAAGCAGAUUAUACUAAUGCUUAUUCUCAUGCAGUUCAAACCAAAUCCAAAGAUUUAGUAGAAAAAAUAGUUACAUUACAAUUAACAGAAUUAUUAAAUAAAAGAACAGCAACAAAUAAUUUAUUUGAUGAAAUAUUUGCAGUAUUAAUAAGAAUUUCUAAUCCACAAAAAAGAUUAAUUCAAACAGUUAAAGUAUUAGAACAAGGUGUAUAUUCACAAAAUCAAUGUUGGAAAUUAUUUAAUGAAUGUGUUAGUGAAAUUUCAUUAGAUAAUUUCCCUGCUAAUUUAAAACAAAUGUAUGACAAAACUAAUUUAAUACAUCAAAUAGAAAUGGUUUUAGAAGUAAAAGAAAUUGAUAUUAAUGUUAAUACAGUUGAUUUACUUUUACAAAAGAAAAAAUAUCGAUUAGCCUAUGAUUGUCUUAGUUUUAUUCAACCAGCUCCAAAAGAUAAAGAAAAACAAAUUAUAGUUACAGCAAUUUAUGUAAUUUUAGAUGGAGAUUCACAAGAAGAAGCAAGUGAAUUUGUAUCAUAUAUGUCAUCUAAAAGAACAGAUAUUUUAAAGAUUAUAGAAGAAUGUGUUCAAAAGAAUAGAGGUCAAAGUAAAUUGUCAAUAAAUGAUAUAUUAAGCAAAUUCUCUGGAUUAAGGGAUGAAGAAUUUUUAUUAGCAUUUGCCAAAGAAACUACACAACAAUAUUACGAUAAUUUUGAAAAUAAUCUUGUAGGAGGAUAUAGUCAAUUAUUUAAUAAUUUAAAAGAAAUUUAUUCACAAGCACCUACACUUGAAAUGGGGUCAAGAAUUUGUUAUGAAAAUUGUCUUAAUGUUGCUAAUCAAUUACAAAGUGAAGUUUUAUCAAGAGAAAAAAGUAGAAAUAUGGUAUGUCUUGUUUAUCAAUUAUUACAAUAUUUUGAAGAACUUUUAACUGAAGAAGAAUGUAAAAAUGAAACAUUAAAAAAUAUGAAAACAAAAAUGGAUCAUUUAAAACAAUUGGUAAGAGUUUAUUUCACUUUAAUGACUACAACACAUUUUACUUCAGGAAUUCCAUUCCAUACAUUAUUCACUAAUACUGAAAUUGCAAAAUCUUUACAUUCAGAAUUACAUGAUAAAAGUGUUUUUAGAAAGAAUGAUGCAUUAGCAAUUGGAGAAUGUCUUGGAUUAGAUAAUGUUCCUGUAUUAAUGACAUCAUUUUAUGAAACCUUACAACAAAAACAAUACCAACAAGCAAGAGAUGUAUUUGAUCAGUUAAAAGAAAAAGUAGAUAAACCAUUAUUAAUGGAAAUUGUAGAAAAUAUUUAUAUGGAAAUUGGUAAAAAUACUAAGUUUGGAGAUAAUGCAUCUUGUCAAAUGUUAGUUAAUUUUAUUAGUAAUCCUAAAUCAGUUCCAAAUAAAUUAAAUGGCAAAUCACAAGGAUUAGCUGCACCUGAAAAUAUUAAACAACCAGAUGAACAAUGGCUUCAAAUCAAACAACAAAUUAUUGAUAAUAAAAAUCGUUCAAAAACAAGAGGACAACAUUUUACUUGGGAUUCAGAAGCAAAGUAUUAUUUCCAAUUUUGUCCAUGUGAAAAACAUAAACAAUGGAUUGUUAAUAAAUAUAUUGUUGAAGGUGAAUUUGAAAAAGCAUUUGUUUAUGCACUUGAAGAACCAGUUAAAUUAUCAGAAAAUGCAUUCUUCCAAACUGUUUAUUUACCAGCAUUAUUAGAUAAUAAACAAUAUCAAAUUAUGAAAGAAACAUUAAAGAAAUUAAAAGAUACACAUCAAGAAGAUAUUACUCAUUUACUUGAUUUCUUAGAAAAGAAUGAAUUAUGGGAUAUUUAUCUUGACAUUACUCUUCAGAUUGAAUUAUAUGAAAAGGCAUACAUGGGAUCAUCUAAAUAUUUCAAUACUAUUCCUUUCACUGAUAUUGGUAAAAGAAAAGAGGUAUUAGGAUUAAUUGAUAAAAUCAUUGAAAGAUGUGGAAAUGUUAUUGAUCGUGCUAAACAUACAAUGAUGGUUAAAAAAUAUGGUGCACAAGAACGUGUAAUGGAAUUAUUAAGUUCAAUGAAAAAGGUUGAUGAAGGUCUUGCUCGUGUUAAUGUUUUUGAUUUAAAAUCUACAACUGAUGUUGCAACAAUUGCAGAAUAUUUCUUUGAGAAAAGAAGAUUCCAAUUAUUACAUGAAAUUAUUAAUGCUGUUUUAUCAUCACCAAAUGAUGAUGAAACAGCGCCUAAAACUGCGUUUGAAUAUUAUUUAGAAUUAAUAGAAGUUGCUAAAGAACCUGAAUUACUUGAUUUCUUAAAACAAAAUACAUCUCUUACUGAUGAACAAAAAGCAGACUUAAUCUUUAAAGCUGUUAGAACUAAAUUCAAAGGUAAACCAGAAAAACUCAUUGCUGCAAUUCCAUCUGAUUUAAAACAAAUUCAAGUUAAUGUAGAAUUAGAAAAAUAUCAAGACGCUUUGAAAGUUGCUAAAAAGAAUUCUCCAACCAAUGUCCGUGCUUUAAGAGACAUGCUUGCUAGUUCAAAUGACCCAAAUGCACAAAAAGUACUUGCUCAAUGUGAAAAACUCUUGAGAUAA
Entamoeba histolytica HM-1:IMSS is the source of this 5406-nucleotide messenger RNA. RefSeq lists its product as uncharacterized. The transcript has a single exon. Lineage: Eukaryota; Evosea; Mastigamoebida; Endamoebidae. The record is from RefSeq and is a predicted model, not a curated record. The coding region runs from base 1 to 5406 and encodes 1801 amino acids.